Molecule: messenger RNA, 1480 nt
Organism: Python bivittatus (Burmese python)
Lineage: Eukaryota; Metazoa; Chordata; Lepidosauria; Squamata; Pythonidae
Source: RefSeq, a predicted model, not a curated record
GCUCCAAAAUCUUGGAAUUAAUCCAGCUAACAUUGGGUUCAGUACGUUAACAAUGGAAUCGGAUAAAUUCAUCUGCAUCCGAGAAAAAGUUGGUGAACAAGCACAGGUUGUGAUUGUAGACAUGAGUGAUCCAACAACUCCCAUUAGACGUCCUAUCUCUGCAGAGAGUGCCAUUAUGAAUCCUGCUUCUAAAGUAAUUGCUCUGAAAGCGGGGAAAACACUCCAGAUCUUUAACAUAGAGAUGAAAAGUAAAAUGAAAGCCCACACCAUGGCUGAAGAAGUGAUUUUUUGGAAGUGGAUCUCUGUGAAUACCGUCGCUUUAGUGACAGAGACUGCAGUAUAUCACUGGAGCAUGGAAGGAGACUCCCUGCCGCAAAAGAUGUUUGACCGACACGCCAGUCUUGCUGGGUGCCAAAUCAUCAACUACAGAACAGAUGAAAAUCAAAAGUGGUUACUCUUAAUUGGCAUCUCGGCCCAGCAAAAUCGCGUGGUGGGUGCCAUGCAGCUCUAUUCAGUGGACCGCAAAGUCUCCCAGCCAAUAGAGGGGCACGCUGCAGCCUUUGCUGAAUUCAAAAUAGAAGGAAAUGCCAAGCCUUCCACUCUUUUCUGUUUUGCUGUGCGAAGCCCUGCAGGAGGCAAGCUUCAUAUAAUCGAAGUGGGUCAACCUGCCACAGGAAACCAGCCCUUUGUCAAAAAAGCAGUUGAUGUUUUUUUCCCUCCAGAGGCGCAGACAGAUUUCCCAGUUGCAAUGCAGAUUGGAACAAAGCAUGGUGUUAUCUAUCUGAUCACAAAAUACGGAUACAUACACAUGUAUGAUUUGGAAUCUGGCAUCUGCAUCUACAUGAACCGGAUUAGCGCUGAAACGAUAUUUGUAACUUCGCCUCAUGAACCUACCUCUGGAAUUAUUGGGGUGAAUAAAAAAGGACAGGUCCUUUCUGUUUGUGUGGAAGAAGACAACAUUGUAAACUAUGCCACCAAUGUACUACAGAAUCCUGACUUAGGUCUGCGGAUGGCUAUCCGAAGUAACUUAGCCGGAGCAGAAGAACUCUUUGCCAGAAAAUUUAAUACUCUCUUUGCGCAGGGGAACUAUGCAGACGCGGCCAAAGUGGCCGCAUCUGCACCCAAGGGCAUCCUGCGCACUAGCGACACCAUCCGGAAGUUUCAGAGUGUCCCAGCUCAACCUGGACAAGCCUCGCCCUUACUGCAGUACUUUGGUAUCCUCCUUGACCAAGGCCAGCUCAACAAAUUUGAAUCUCUGGAACUCUGCCGUCCCGUCCUUCAGCAAGGCCGUAAGCAGCUGCUAGAAAAAUGGUUGAAAGAAGACAAGCUGGAGUGCUCCGAAGAGCUGGGUGACUUGGUAAAGGCUGCUGACCCAACCCUUGCCCUCAGUGUUUAUCUCCGUGCAAAUGUACCAAACAAAGUAAUCCAGUGUUUUGCAGAAACUAGUCAGUUCCAGAAAAUUGUUCUUUACGCCAAAAAG